This is a messenger RNA of Ostrinia furnacalis (Asian corn borer), 2719 nucleotides long. It is a transcript of the gene Shaw, whose product is annotated as Shaker cognate w. NCBI's taxonomy places the organism in Eukaryota, Metazoa, Arthropoda, Insecta, Lepidoptera, Crambidae. The transcript has 8 exons. Gene Ontology annotation, cellular component: presynaptic membrane; postsynaptic membrane; voltage-gated potassium channel complex. Bases 161 to 2023 code for a protein of 620 amino acids. Gene Ontology annotation, molecular function: delayed rectifier potassium channel activity; protein binding. Gene Ontology annotation, biological process: potassium ion transmembrane transport; protein homooligomerization; action potential. The record is from RefSeq and is a predicted model, not a curated record.
UCCCCAGGAUUCUCUCCCCCACCAGCAGCGAUGAGCCCAAACGCGAGGCGGAGCAGACUUGAGAGGGACUACAUCGAGGUCAUGCGGAGGAGGGGCCAGAGUCGGUCACCGUAGCAUCUCUGCUGGCUUUACAUGUGGGGGUUGAGGGGAGACUGCAAAAAUGAAUCUCCUAAACAUGGACGCGGAGAACCGCGUGGUUCUCAACGUGGGGGGGAUCCGGCACGAGACCUACAAGGCCACCCUGAAGAAGAUCCCCGCCACGCGCCUCUCGCGCUUGACCGAGGCGCUGGCCAACUACGACCCCGUGCUCAACGAGUACUUCUUCGACCGGCACCCCGGGGUCUUCGCGCAGGUCCUCAACUAUUACAGGACCGGCAAGCUCCACUACCCCACAGACGUCUGCGGGCCUCUCUUUGAGGAGGAGCUGGAGUUCUGGGGGCUGGACGCCAACCAGGUGGAGCCUUGCUGCUGGAUGACCUACACACAGCACCGAGACACCCAAGAGACCCUGGCAGUCCUGGACCGGCUGGACCUGGACACGGAGAAGCCGUCGGACGAGGAGGUGGCGCGCAAGUUCGGCUUCGAGGAGGACUAUUACAACGGCACCGUCUCCUGGUGGCAGCAGCUCAAGCCGCAGAUGUGGUCGCUGUUCGAUGAGCCGUAUAGCUCUAAUGCUGCUAAGAUAAUCGGGGUGAUAUCAGUGUUUUUCAUAUGCGUCUCCAUCAUAUCGUUUUGCCUGAAAACGCAUCCAGACAUGAGAGUGCCAGUGAUUAGAAACUAUACAGUGACAACCGCCAACCAAACCCAGAGCUGGGCUCUGGACAAAGUGCAGACGAACGCGCACGUCGCCUUCUUCUACAUCGAGUGUGUUUGCAACGCGUGGUUCACUUUAGAAAUCCUAGUCAGGUUCAUAUCUUCACCCAAUAAGUGCGAGUUCGUCAAGUCAUCUGUCAACAUCAUCGACUACAUUGCAACGAUGAGUUUUUACAUCGACUUGAUCCUCCAGAAGUACGCGUCUCACGUCGAGAACGCUGACAUCCUGGAGUUCUUCUCCAUCAUCAGAAUCAUGAGACUAUUCAAGCUCACGAGGCAUUCCUCGGGGCUCAAAAUUCUUAUCCAAACCUUCAGAGCGUCAGCAAAGGAGUUGACGCUUCUGGUGUUCUUCUUAGUGCUUGGGAUAGUGAUAUUCGCGAGUUUGGUGUACUACGCGGAGAGGAUACAGACGAAUCCGCACAAUGACUUCAACAGCAUCCCGCUGGGUCUGUGGUGGGCUCUGGUAACCAUGACCACGGUGGGGUAUGGUGACAUGGCGCCCAAGACUUACGUCGGCAUGUUUGUGGGUGCUUUAUGUGCCUUGGCUGGUGUACUCACGAUAGCCCUGCCCGUCCCAGUCAUAGUGUCGAACUUCGCUAUGUACUACUCCCACACGCAGGCGCGGGCCAAACUGCCCAAAAAGAGGCGGAGAGUCAUCAACGUGGAGCCCACCAGACCUCCUAUGCGUACUCCUGGAGUCCCAGGCGCCCCCGGCGGAGGUCCCAUGCCUCCAGGGAUGGGACCCCAGGCCGUGAACCGUAGAAUGAACGCCAUAAAGACUAACCACCCCAAGGACAUGAUGGGACCCAACAUGGUCGCAACCCUAAUGCCGGGGAUGGAUCUCUCAGUGACAACGCGUCUGACACCAAGUCCUAGAGACAUGAGUCCAGCUCUAGCCAUUGCUCUACCAAUGAUGAAAUCCGUCAACAUCGUCCCAGCUCAGUGCUUCGAUAACAUGGCUUUCCACGGAGAGAAAACAGAAGAUCGAGGCAGCGAGCACAGCAGCAAAACAUCGAGUCGCCACGAAUCGAUAACCAGCGACAACACCGUUCGAGUGAACAACUACAAAAACGAAAGGUACAUCGAUAAAAGUGACGAGAAAACUGACGCUCGGACUCCGCUCUUGAGAGAUCACAAAAUCGAAUCGUUGGACGAAACGAAGUUACGCGAUAACAAGAUAGAGAAACGGAAAUCAUCUGCUUCUACAUAACAAUCACUCAUCGUCAUUGUAAAUGCUACUGCUAAAUUAAACAAAACGAACGAGACCAAUAGUACUAAGGUUUCUUUACUAUAUCAUUGUCCUUUUCUUCUAGUGGUAAACAAUAUGAAAUAGAUAAGUUGGGAAAUUAUAUAGAAUUCGUACCCGACGUGCUUUGCAAAAUCGUUUACGCACAAACUGUUGGUGACAAACAAAGCGAAGUGAAGUCAAGGAGUUAUUAAAUGCUCUAUUAUACAACACCUACCUUUAAGUGACCUUUUGUGGCUGUAGCUUUAUUUUCCAAAUCUUCUUUAGUUACUUCUUUAGACAUUUUUGUUGAAGUUAAUAAAUAAUUGAUUUCAAAAACCUCGCACACACAAAGACACGUUGGUACAAUUUCUAUACAAUUCCUUUCUGUCUACUUUCGCUAUGUGAGAUAAAUAUAAGAUUGAAAAAUAACGAAAUUAUUUGCGUCAAGUUUAUGUUCUGCACGUCAUAACGAUGACGUUUUACUGCGUAGUCUUAAUCUAGAACAAUUUGAGAUAUACUGAAACUAAAGUGAGAUAAUGUAUUUGCUUAUGUAAGUGAUUGUUUAAGUGUUUUGAAUUUUGAUGGCUGAUGUCGACUGCUAUAACACUGUUUACAUGUAUCAGGUUUUUCCAAAUUUCAAAAAGAUUUUGCUACAAGUGCACUUAAGUACCUACCUAU